This is a messenger RNA of Daphnia pulex (common water flea), 504 nucleotides long. RefSeq names its product dnaJ homolog subfamily C member 16-like. NCBI's taxonomy places the organism in Eukaryota, Metazoa, Arthropoda, Branchiopoda, Diplostraca, Daphniidae. The record is from RefSeq and is a predicted model, not a curated record. The transcript has 2 exons. Bases 46 to 489 code for a protein of 147 amino acids.
CUUUUUGAUCAAAAAGGAGUUGAUGAUGAUAGUCUGAACAGGAACAUGAACAACCCUAAUACUGGCUUUGGAGAUAGAGGAUCAUUUUUCUCAGAACAUGGUGGAUUUAGAUUUCAGUUUAAAAUGUCUGAAAUGACUGCAUUUCAUCAGCAUAGAAUUACUAUGAGGGGUUAUGAAAAUCUAAUUUCCCCACAAAGUCAGAAUCAACCUUACUUGAUUUUUGUCUAUUCUGAAUGGUGUCUGAUGUGUGUUCAUGUGUUGCCCAUGUGGCAACGAUUGGUAGAAGAUUUGAAUCCAAUUGGAAUAAACUUAGCUACAGUUCACUUUGACCAAGAAACCGAGUUAGCUCAUGAACUUGGAGGGAAAAGAGGAGAACUGCCACACAUUGUGCUGGUGAUGGAAUCCAGAAUCUGUCUUAAUGUCAGUCUUCGCGUCGCAUUCCGCCUGGUCUGCAACCGCAGCAUUCAGUUCGUCUUGGGUUACUGUUGAGUGCCCUCUAUAGGU